UGCAAUAGCGCAAUAGGGUCGCUAAGGUCAAGAAGGAACCUGUGCUAUAUAAAGCCGUGUUCUUCUGGUCGAACCAUCAGUGUGAUCCUACACCAGCAACAUGAAGUUUGUUAUCAUCGCUUGCGUGGCCGCCGUGGCUCUUGCUGCUCCUCAAUACGACUCGAGCGAAGAGUUCGUGCCAAUCCUGAAGGACGAUCGUGUUCACGAAGAUGAUGGAACUUUCAACUUCGACUUCGAAGCUGCCAACGGCAUCCGCGUCUCCCAGGCUGGAUCCCCCGACGGCGAUGAGGACGCUGUGAUCAAGGCCGGAGAAUACUCGUACACCGCUCCUGACGGCACUCCCGUUGUCGUCAAGUACGUGGCUGACGAGAACGGCUUCCAGCCCCAGUCCGACCUCCUGCCCGUGGCUCCCGAGUUCCCCCACCCGAUCCCUCAGUUCGUCCUCGACCAGAUCGCUAAGGCCGCCGAGGAGGACCGCAACCGCAGCGACGAUUCUGAUGAACGUUACAAUUAAGCAGAUACUCAUAAAACCUAAUGUAUUUAUUGUAUAUUAUUAAUAAACCAUGUACAUAACGUA
This is a messenger RNA of Penaeus vannamei (Pacific white shrimp), 577 nucleotides long. RefSeq names its product cuticle protein AMP1A-like. Lineage: Eukaryota; Metazoa; Arthropoda; Malacostraca; Decapoda; Penaeidae. The record is from RefSeq and is a predicted model, not a curated record. Gene Ontology annotation, molecular function: structural constituent of chitin-based larval cuticle. Gene Ontology annotation, cellular component: chitin-based extracellular matrix.